UCCCAAGGACGGUUCUCAAUUUUUAUCAAAGUUCAUCUUUGAGAAUUCUUUUCCAUGAAAAAAAAUAUUUGUUAAAUUUUGAAGCUAUUUUGAAGUGAUCAGUUGUUAUCGAUUAUUUUAAAUAUUGGUUUAUGACAAAUUUCACCACAUCCUUAAGCAAGUUCAGGAUUUACCGCAUGUUUGCUGUGUUUAUGUUUUGCGACUCCAGAGCUACUAAAACUUUACAAUAUUCAACGUCAGCGAGUAAGGGAAUUAACUGUCUUCUAGGAAUGAUGGUUUAAGCAAGGCUGUGAUUGGUAUUUUAUUUUUAUAGUCAUAUUGAUUUCUAUGAAUCUUUAUAAGUGGCUGAAAGAAAUGGUGCCAGUGGUUCUGCUCCAGGUGAUAAUAUCCCGGACACUGGCAUUUGCCGACUUCCUUUUCCGAUGGAAUACUUUAAAGGAAUUGCAAUUGUACACAAAGAGAAUUUAUGAUGAUCACCUAAAGAAGCUGAUGGAGAUGGAGGUGAGCAUAAAGCAUGUGGCACAGACCAUGCAGGAUGGAGUUGGUUACUUAUCAGGUGGACGCACAUCAGAUGGGCUGCCAAUCAUCACGUUACCUGACACGGCAAAGUUUUCAACUCUGUCUGAUGAUGGAUUCCUACAGCUCAUGUUGUACCUGACUAAGGUACCAAGCUUUCUUCGGACUUAUGAAGAAAGCAUGAUUGAAGCAGACAGGGGAUUCGCCAUCAUCGCAGAUCGUCGCAAUGAGUCAUGGAGCAGCGUUAAGACACUCCUGUACAGGAUAGCGGGUUUCUUUCCAGGUAGUAUGCAGUGUAUUUAUAUCAUUAAACCAUGUGGAUGGUUUUCCAGGAAAUUCUCCGACAUCGGCUUCAGUUUUGUUAAAGACGAAUUUAAAUUUAAGACGGUAUUACUUGACACGGUGGAGGAACUUCAUUCACAUAUUGACCCUUCACAGCUAACGACUGAUUUCAAAGGCACCAUUAGGUUUAAUCUGCAACUUUGGAUCGAAGAUAGAAUGGCUAUUGAGAGGUUUGCUGCGAAUUGUCAUGAAACUUCUCGCAUCGUGCAAUCUAUAUCUGAUGAAAUGAACCAACAUGAGCUUCCAAACGACCUUGAGGCAGCCAAGCGAAUGCUUCACGACCACACGGUGAAAUGCACUGAGAUGAAGGAAGACAUCCUUAGCACACGCCGCCACGGUGAAACGCUACUAGGCUGCAUACGAAAACCUUCCAAAGACAGCGCUUCCCUCAAGUUGGACCCAGAUAAACUGUCCAAUGUUUGUGCCGUCGAAAGUGCUGCAGAUCUUCAAAAUAAGUUAUUAGUGCAAUUAGAGGAAACAGAGAAAUCAUUUGAAAGGUUUUGGGAAGGUCAUAAGAUCAAGUUGAUGCAAUGUGUUGACUACAGAAGGUUUGAACAUGAUUUUAAACAGGUAAAAUUAGUGCUUGAUAAUUACCUGUACAACAUAAACAAAGAUAAUGACCUUGGUGAUUCUGUGGCUUCAGUUGAAAGUUUAUCCAAAGCACACAGUGAAUUUGAGGAAAAAACACUUCCUGCGUUUGAGAAUGCGGAGAAGCUUCGCAGCUACGGAAUAGAAUUGAUUAGCCAGGAGAACUAUGCGGGUGAUUGUAUCCGUCCGAAAUGUGAAGAGAUUUCAGAUUUGAUUGAAGACAUUGAGAGGAAAACAUUAACAAGAACAAUAGUUUUAAGUAAAUCAUUGGAAUUACAUCAAAGGAUACAAAAGGCCCAGGUUUGGUGCUCCAAAGGAAUGGAAGUACUGGCUUCUCAGGAUAUAGACCCAAGCCAGUCCAAAGAAAAUGUAGACAAGGGCCUCAAGGAAAUUGAUACCUUCCUAGCCAAUUGUAAAGAUCUCAAAUUAAGUAAUCCUAAAGAAUUCCACACAAUGUUCUCUGAUAUACUCAACUCAGAGCUGUCGAGUAAGAAGUCACACCGAGAACAUGCAGAGAGCUGCUGCUUUUGGGUAAUGCAGAAACAGGCACUCGUGACUGAAGUUGUCACGAAAAUGGAAGAUGUAAAGAAUAUGUUUGAGAAACGCCGCGAAAGCCUGAAGAAAAUGAAACUUGAGCGGCAACAGCCAGUCGUGAUGGUUGCUCCACAAGCCGCACAAAUCAAACUGCCAACUGUGAACAAACUAUCACCUUCGAUGCAUCGUCGCUCGGAUUCACCAACAAAUCUGCCAGUCUCGCCGUCAAAGGAAAAGAAGAAGGUAUUACCUCGUACUCCAAGAGCAGCGAGAAAGGAGAUUGAGGUGCUAAGAGAUUCAGCGACAGAUUUACCCGGACAUGAAAAUGAUUCAUUAACAUCAAAAAGAGGGCACGUUAUGAAUGAGUUAAUAGAAACUGAGAGGCUUUACGUCAAGGAACUACAAGCCGUCAUUGCAGGCUACAUCGAACAAAUGAACAAUCCAUCCCUCAAGCAUCUUAUUCCGCCAGCUCUUGUUGAGAAAACCGAGGUGCUCUUUGCAAACUGGGAACAAUUAUUCCAAUUCCAUAAAAAUACAUUCCUUGUUGAUCUGGAAAACUGCCAAAGUACGCCAGCAUUGGUCGGUCGGUGUUUUGUUGAUAGAGAGCAUGAAAUCAAUAAGUUGUACAGUACGUAUUGCCAAAAUAAACCACAAGCUGAGGCGCUAAGAAGGGAGUGCGGCAACGACAAUCCUUUCUUUGUUGAGUGUCAAAAGCAGUUGGGUCAUAGGUUACCAUUAAGUGCAUACUUACUAAAACCGGUUCAGAGGAUAACAAAGUACCAGCUGUUACUAAAGGAAAUGCUUAAGUAUUCAGCAACAGAGACAGGGUUCAGUGACUUGCAGAAGGCAUUAGAUUGUAUGCUGCAUGUUUUGAAGUUUGUCAAUGACUCAAUGCAUCAGAUAGCCAUCACAGGCUUCGAGGGCCAGUUGUCUGAUCUGGGCAAGCUGCUUAUGCAGGGGUCAUUCUAUGUCUGGGUGGAGCACAAGAAGGGUAAUAUCAAGGACAUUAGGUUUAAGAAGAUGCAAAGGCACAUGUUUUUGUACGAGAAAUGCAUCUUGUUCUGCAAGAAAAGAGACGAUUUGAAGGAUAAAAUAUGUUAUACAUUCAAGAACAAAUUAAGAGUGCAAGAUCUAGGAAUUACAGAACAUGUUAAAGGAGACAGGAGAAAAUUUGAAUUGUGGCUUCAAGAUAAAUCAGAAAUACACAUCAUACAGGCUAAUAAUGAUGAAACUAAGGUGACUUGGGUGAAAGAAAUCAGAGAGCUGCUUCACAGCCAGCUAGAGGAAGAGCUAGCUAUGAAGGAUCUCAUUGAACAGAAGACCCUUGCAAUAUUUGAUAACAACAGAAUUAAUAAUAAUCUAGAAGUGACAGGUGGAGAAACAACAGUUCUGCCAUCACCAACACCAAGUGAAACGUCAUCUGCAAGUGGAAACUUUGCUAACAUGUCCUCGGCAGACAACGAUGAAGACGGUUGGGCCAGUGAGGAGUUCAGCGAUUCAGAUGACGGGAUGGAUGAUACGGGUUCAGUCAGUACUCAAGCAAUUGCUAUGAAUCAGUAUGUCGUCCUGGCUGAAUACGAAACCGUUGAGGAGACAGAACUUCCUGUCAAAGAGGGCGACGUAGUCGAAGUGGAGCGGGUUGGAAAGUCUGGCUGGUGGCUUGUCCGCAAAACUGCAACCAGUGAGAAAGGCUGGGUGCCGGCUGGGUACCUGGAAUCGCUUGCGAUGCGUGCAACGCGCUCAAGCAGUGUGCCCUACCUACCCCAAGCAACAGAAAAGGUUUUAUAUAUAUGAUUUUAUUUGAGAAUCACCGAGAAUAAGUCGGGAGACAGUGCAACUGAGGCGCAGCCGAGGCCGGAGUAGUUCCAGACAUUCAUUACAUAAAAGGAACGCAAUUCGCAUUGAAUCACGUGCAUAGAUGAGAAAAAAAAAUGCAAUUCACAAGAUGAGCACAUCUGUGGAACAACGUUGAUUAAAAAAAAGCUUGGCGAUUUAAACUUGCAAAUAAAAAUUCAGUAUUUAACAGUAAAUGCUAAGAUACUGAUUGAUGAUGUUCUAUCAUUUGAAAUUCUAAAUAUAGAUUCUGUUUCAUGUUUGAUAUUGUAAAAUAAGAGAUUUUUUAUUGCUAUGGAGAUUAAGAUCUUACUAAGGAAUAAAUGGUAACCAGUGGUGCAAAACUGAUACUGAUGAUAGGCUUAUUCUAAUUAUUUACACCGGUAAUAUUGCUACAAAUUGAUGAUAUGUUAGCACAGAGAUUAAAUAAUCCUCCAGGGUGAUAUGAACAUGGUCAGUCUAAAGUUAUUUGGUUUACUGCUAAUCAAUUAAAAACUGAAUGUACCUACCCAGAAAUGUCAAUUACUUAAUUAUAAUAACUGAAGAUAAAGCAGCAUACAAAGAUGUUAUAUAUUGAUUCCUGUUUUCCACUUGCGGAUUCUUUUUUUCCUCUGUAUAAUGUUAUUUAAAAAGCAGAGAGUAUUACUACAAGACAGUUUAAAAUGUAUCUCUAGAGAUCCUAUCCUGCUGUUGAAAAUACUAAACAAGUGUGAAAAGGCUUUUUUUUAUUACACUGAUCACUGUUACACUGAUAAAACAUCUUAAUAAUUACGUUAGAAAUUGGGAUGGUUUGUCAGUGAAGAAAAUGGCGUCCGGUUGAACGCUCUUUGCAACGAUAGCAACAGAGUAGUAUCACAUGGUAUCAUGACAUAACACUGUAGUCUGUAGUACUCUAUAGUCAAUUCUAAUGAUGCUAAUCAAAUUCAAAUCAAAACAAAAAUCCCAGUGCUCCAGUUGUAUGGCAUUUGCAGCAGGAUACCAGGGAUCGAAUCUCGUUUGGGGCGAUUUUUCGCACUUGCAAAUUCUUUUCUUUUGACAAUUUAUAUUAUCUUCUUUCUCAGGUAUCAAUGUGAUACCAUUCCUAUUGGUCGGUUAUCAAGUACUUGGCAUAUACAUAACAUAAAUAACAUAUAUUGUAAUUCCUGAUAUCAUAUAUAAAUAAAAACAUUUUCACAUUAAAUAGUUGAAAGAAUUGUGUACUCCUAGAUGAGUUGCAAAUGGUUCACAUAGUUUUUGAUGCACUGAUCCUCUCUCUUCUAUUAAUAAAUUGCAUGAUUAUUGCAGAUACUCUAAAACAGUUCCCUAAUUUGUUUUAAUAUUUAUUUUUUUACAUACAAAAAUAUACAUAUUUUCCUUCCGAUUUGACUUGAAUAGUAAUGACUUACAAAAUAAAAUCCGAAAAAUUUGUAUUUUUAUGUACAGUGAAAAAAUAUAUGUUCGUGUUUUCAAUCCACUUUUAAGUUAGUUUCCAUUUCCCCUUAGCCUGGGUUUCAGGCCUUAUUUUUGGUUAACUCACUCUUUAUUGCGCACCACAUCUAAUUUAUUUGGCGUCCCAUGCUCAAUUUCUGUUUUUCGGAUCUCAAAAUCAAUCGGUGAGAAAAAAAAACCUACUAAUUUCUCCCCAAUUCUCAAAUACUGAUUUUUAGGCGUAUAAAUAAGAAAUGUGUAAAUACAUUGAAGAAGUUUCUUGUAAAAAACAAAGCGAUAUCUCCAUAUAAUUCGGGUGUAUCUCUGUAAUGUUCCCAUUCAUUAUCAAACAAAAUCUUGCUAAACUCUUAAAGAAACAAGUUAUUUUCUUAAACUUUAAAAUUCAGAUAGUUUAACUUUUAACAGUGUUACAAUAGUGAAAUUACUAAAUUGGACAUAAUUAUUUUUUCCUUUGCUGGGUGGAAACACUUAAUUUGUUGCAGUUAAAUUGCAAAUAAAGUAUAUAGGUAAUAUAAUAUAAAUUAAUCUGGCUAAUAAUUAAUAAACUGAUAUUCUCUAUAUUAGGUGCUUGGUUUUACGAAAUAAAUUGCAUAAUGAAACAGGUAAACCACAGAGUUAACGAUAUGACCACAUUUGGAUUAACGUUAUAACAUGAUACACUAAAUCUAUUUUUACAGCUGUACUAGUGUUUGUUGACUCUAUCUUUCAAUGGUAAAUGGCGCUAUUUAAAUACUGCCAUUGUACGUACUGUCGUCAGGAUUAGCACACUAAACAAUAGGUUAUAUGACUGCAAAUUAUACCCACUAACAUUACGGGCCAAAAACGUUUAUGACUUUAAUUUAGGUAAUGAUUUGAUCUGUUUGACAGAAAUAUGGGCCUAUUUGAAUGGUACUGGUACUCAUUAAACUUUUAGUAUUUUUGAUCAGGCUUAUUUUAAACAAAUGUUGGGGUUCGUGUCGGUACUUAAAUAAAUAUCUCAAACUAUCUUUAACUGUUAAUAAUCGCUCCUGCGAUAUAAACACGAAAAACAUUUUCUUUAUAUAAAUAAUUAGAAAUAUAACAUUAAAUUAAUUGAAAAUAUAUUUGAAAAUUAUAAAAAUGAAAAAUCGAUUUUGCGCAAUAAAAGAAUUGUUGAUCAGAAUUGUUGUAUAUACUGUAGAAAAAAGAAAUUGUAGAUAGGUUUUAAUUUUCGUUUUGUAAAUCAAGAAGUCAAGAUAUAACUUAAAGAUUUCCCUGUGCAUCUUUAUAACAACAGAUUUAAUAUAUUUAAAAGUUAAUAAUUUUCGAUUUAAAAAUACUUUAUUUAUUAAUGAUAUCUUUUUAUUGUUUUGAUUAAAAUUUAUUAAUACACUUAAAGAUGUACUGUCAAUAGACAGGAAAAUACCUAAAUUAUUCAAAUAAAAUUUUGAAAAGCUCAAUUAAAAAGAUAAGAUAAAUUAUUCGACCAAGAAAGAGAUCGAAAAAAUGGUUUUGACAUUUUACUACAAAAUACCUAGAUUGAUUAGCAGCCAAUUUGAGGAUUCUUGAAGUAAAAUGUAAAUCGAUGAAAAAGUUUUUUCCGAUCUGUUUCUUGGUGGAAUCCAAUAGUUUGAUUCUUUUAAAUGAGCUAUUGAAAGCUUUCUUUUAAUUGUAGCGGGGUGGUUUUUUCUGUAUUUUGACUGAUAGUGCAUUUUUAAAGGAAGUACAUCACAUUACCCCUAGAUAUUAUACAAUUGUAGGUACAUUAAAUCAGUUCUAUACAUAAUCACAUUGAAAUACUUCAGGUUAUCGUUGGUAUAAAUCAUAUUCAAGUUAUUUGAUUUUUUGAAAAAUGCUGUUGCAGGCCUACUUUGAAAUGUCUGAACAAGUGGUGUUAAUAGAUUAACCCGCAUGUUCGAUUUAUAUUGUUAUUUAUUGCUGUCAAUAAGUGAUAAAAAAUAAGUAUUUACAAGUGAGGCCUUUUUCAUUUUAGUAAAACACCUACAUGCGCAUAAACUAAACAUGCAUGUUAGUGUAUAGUGCUUUUGUUAACCAAAACAAUUGAGUGAUUAAGUUAUUAGUAUUUUUUUACUUACGGUUUAUUUUCAUUAACUGCAAUAUUAAGUCUUUAUUACGAAUACAAAAUGGUUCUUAUGAUAACACUUUGAGUCAGAGGUGCCAUAAUAUAUGUCAGCCAAUAAUCUUUCGAGCCAAGUUUGUGAUAUAUUGUUCAAUAAAUGAACAAAAGAGA
Messenger RNA from Anneissia japonica, 7450 nucleotides. Its product is annotated as guanine nucleotide exchange factor DBS-like. Gene Ontology annotation, cellular component: cytoplasm. The record is from RefSeq and is a predicted model, not a curated record. Lineage: Eukaryota; Metazoa; Echinodermata; Crinoidea; Comatulida; Comatulidae. The transcript is spliced from 29 exons. The coding region runs from base 328 to 3774 and encodes 1148 amino acids. Gene Ontology annotation, molecular function: guanyl-nucleotide exchange factor activity; protein binding. Gene Ontology annotation, biological process: intracellular signal transduction.